Messenger RNA from Morus notabilis, 1275 nucleotides. Its product is annotated as xanthohumol 4'-O-methyltransferase. Bases 18 to 1094 code for a protein of 358 amino acids. Lineage: Eukaryota; Viridiplantae; Streptophyta; Magnoliopsida; Rosales; Moraceae. The transcript has 2 exons. Gene Ontology annotation, molecular function: protein dimerization activity; O-methyltransferase activity; S-adenosylmethionine-dependent methyltransferase activity. Gene Ontology annotation, biological process: methylation. The record is from RefSeq and is a predicted model, not a curated record.
AUUGAAUAAUAUUAGAAAUGAAACUUGACGAGGCAAGUCUGAGAGGCCAAGCAGAGGUAUGGAAGUACAUGUUCAGCUUCGCGGAUUCCAUGGCCGUGAAAUGCGCGGUGGAGCUCCGAAUACCCGACAUCAUAAAGUCCAACGGCGGCCCGAUGAGUUUGGCUGAAAUAGUCGCCGCCUUUCCAAGGGCUUCUUCUCCAGACAUCUCCUGCCUCUCGCGCAUCAUGCGCCUCCUGGUCCGCCUAAAGAUCUUCACCGCCCGUCAAUCAUCAGACGGCUCCGGAGACAGCGCCACUCUCUACGGCCUGACACAGUCGUCGAGGUGGCUUCUGCGUGACACGUCAGAUGAUCAGCUGACUCUGGCACCGAUGCUCCUGCUAGAGAACCAUCCGUUGCUGAUGGCGCCGUGGCACUGCUUCAGCCAGUGCGUCAAAGAUGGUGGGCUUCCCUUGGAGAAGGCCCAUGGGCCCGAGAUAUGGGACUUCGUCACCGGGAACGGCGAGUUCAACAAGAUGUUCAAUCGGGGCAUGGAGUGUGCGUCCCGGAUCGUGAUGAGGGCGGUCCUGUCGGAAUACUACAAAGAUGGAUUCGGUUGUUUGGGAUCGUUGCUGGACGUUGGAGGUGGGACCGGUGGUGACGUGGCUCAGAUCGUUAAAUCCUGUCCGCACAUCAUCAAGAGCAUCAACUUUGAUCUGCCAGAUGUGGUCGCCAAGGCACCGGAGCAUCCAGGAGUUUCCCAUGUUGGGGGAGACAUGUUUAAGAGCGUUCCAAAUGCUGACGCAAUUUUCAUGAAGUGGAUAAUGCACGAGUGGAGCGAUGAAGAUUGUGUGAAGAUCUUGAAGAAUUGCCGGAAAGCGAUACCGGAGAAAAGCGGGAAAGUUAUUAUAGUGGACAUAGUUUUGGAGCCAGAAGGAACUGGGGUGUUUGAUGAGACAGGUUUGGUGUUUGACCUUGUUAUGGUUGCACACACCUCUGGUGGUAAGGAGAGGACUGAGAAUGAGUGGAAAAACAUAUUGAAAGAAGGAGGUUUUCCGCGUUACAAAGUCACCAAAAUCCCUGCCCUAACAUCCAUCAUUGAGGCAUAUCCACAGUGAACGUCCUUCAUAAAAUUUGCGUCAAACAUAAUUUCGUGGCUAGCUGUAAUGUGGGGUACUCGAUGAAUAAUAAGCUGUCGUUUGCUUUUUUUUUUUUUUUUCAUCGUAUAAUUUAUUACAAUUCUCGCACAUGAUUUGACUGUAUGGGACUUGCAUGUUUCGAUGGAUUUUACUAUUUAUA